GAGUCCAGGUUUAUACGUCUCAGGCACCGUUUGUCCUGACGUCACCCAUUCACGUGAGUGGAUUGGAAGUGAAGUGAAUGCGGAAAUUCAUUUUAGUGAGAAAUUAUGUGUUUACUGUACAACAAAAUUGGUAAAUGUGAAAAAAAUAUUGUUUACAGUACAAAAGCGAGCUCUUUAAAGAAUAUGGGAGACUAUCGUCUGGACAGCGUGAUAGCGGAAACAUUCUUUUUCCACACCAUGUAGGUUGGAAAUACGGUUUGUUGUUCACAUUGACUUUAUAACUUGGGAAAAAUCUGUAGGGUAACAUGCCAUCUGUCGCUCCCAUACCGAAGGCCCUUUACAUUGCCACUUCAUUGGGCGACCUAAACAAGAGGGCAGAAGUGAAGCCAGAGAAAACGAGUACCAAAAAUUAUGUGCUGAGUGCUUCUAAGAUUUUCAGGGCGGCAGAGGAAAGCAGGCUGGAUAGAGACGAAGAAAGAGCAUACGUCUUGUAUAUGAAAUAUUUGUCAGUUUAUGAUCUUAUUAAAAAAAGACAUGAUUUCAAACAAAAUCAGCAAUAUUUUGUUUCACUUCUGGGGCCUUCAAGUAUCAAAAAAUCCAUUGAAGAAGCAGAAAGGUUGUCCGAAAGUCUUAAGACAAGAUAUGAAGAGGCUGAAGUCCGCAAGAAGCUUGAAGAACGAGAUAGAUUAGAAGAGGAAAAGCAAAAGAAAAAACUGGAGGCCGCAAAAAAUGAGGACGUAAUUUCCGCAACUGCUUCUUUAAAUGAGGCAUUCGCUCCCAGAAAAACAGCACAGAAGGUAGAUGGUGAGCAGAGUCUAUUACCAGUAAGUAAUGCUGCAGGCAGUGAUGCUUCAGCUCAAGGUACAGUAACAGCAGAAAUGCUGGUUAAAAUGCUUGAAGAUGGUGACAUUAAAUUGAUUAUAAUGGAUGCCCGAAGUAUGAAAGAUUAUCAAGAGUCUUGUAUCAAAAUAAAAUCAAAUUGUUGUAUCAGCGUACCAGAGGAAGCCAUCCACCCAGGAAUUACUGUUAAUCAGAUUGAAACAAAGCUUCCAGAUGAUUCCAAAGAAAUGUGGCAAAGGCGAGAAUACGCUGAUUACAUUGUUUUGCUUGAUUGGUUUAGUUCCAUUUCUGAUUUAAAAGUGGGGACAGUUCUGCAGAGCCUCAAAGAUGCACUUUUUAAGUGGGACAGUCAAGUUAUCCUUAAACAUGAACCAUUAGUUUUAGAAGGGGGCUAUGAAAACUGGCUGUUGUGCUAUCCAAUGUACACAACAAAUGCAAAAGUUAUAAAACCCAGGAAAAAAAUAACUGAUGUUAUUUCUGUUUCACUGAAUUUCAGUUAUCCAUCUCUGGAAGAGGUUAAUCCAGUUUCACCACAACCUGUUCCAGAAGUGGCAAAUGAAGAUGAUUUUCCUAAUGAUAAGGUUUUGGAGGACAAUGAUAUGGACACAAUAACAACCCCCCUCAAUGUAUUGUCUCCAGGACAUCCUGCUAUUGGAACUGUUACUAAAGCUUCUGAUGCCACCACAGUCACCCUUCCAUCUGGAAUUGCAUCUGCAAGUGGAGCUGCUAGUCCUUUAAAGACUAUCCCUCAGAUAGAUCGUUCUAAAAAGCCAUCAGGGAAAUUUCCAGAUGCAAAACCAAAGUCAGAUGUUUCAGUAGUAGCAGGUCAUGUGCCUGUGCAGAAUGGACAUUUUAUUCCAGAUCGUUCCACAAAACCACCUGUUGAUCAAAAAUAUAAUUUAACAGAAGAUGAAAAAAGUCAUAUACAUACAGAAACAUUGGCCUUAAUGGAAAAGAGUAAAAAGGAAAAACAACAGCGUGAUAGAGAGAAGUUGCAACAACCUGAGCAGAAGAAAACAGAAGAACCUGAGCAGGAAUGCAGUGAAAGAGAGGAUCGUGUGCAUGAAGAGAAAGAAGAAACAAAGCCCGGAGAGCAGGAAAAGGUAAAAGAUGAGACAAGUGAAAUUCAGCAGGCAAGAAAACAAAAAGAAGAACAAGAAAAGAGCCUGAAGGAAAAGGCAGAUGGAAAAAAACACAAGCAGGAACAAGACAGUAAUGAUGUCAGGAAAGAACAAUUGGAGAUAAAGUCAUCAGAAGGAAGUGAUAAAGUAAAAAAUAGUGGGCAACUGUCAGACAUCCAGAGACCAAUUAAGGAAGAAACUUCUAGUUUUGCAAAUGACGAUCAUAGUAAAAGCAGGAGAGACCCACUAAUUAGAGCACGUAGUGAAGAAAUGGGAAGGUCUGUGCCGGGGUUACCUGAAGGCUGGAUGAGGUUUCUUGAUACAGUUACUGGCACAUAUCGUUAUUACCACUCUCCAACUAAUCUUGUGCACAUGUACCCACCUGAAAUGACUCCAUCAUCACUGCGUACCAUUCCUUCAACUGUUGAAGUCAAACAUGAAGUCAAGGAACUGGAGAAGGAGCACUCCAAAUUAAAACGGUCCUAUUCUUCACCAGAUAUUACCCAAGCCAUUCAAGAUGAAGGAAAGAAAAAAGUAACAGUGACUCCAGAAGUUAACCGUGCCACUAAACCUAUUACAAACCCUUACACAAAGACAGAAUAUGCAAGACCAUCUGCAACAAAAAUUAGGAAUUUAAACCCUGUAUUUGGGGGCCAGGGGUCAGCAAUUACUGGGCUUAGAAAUUUGGGAAACACAUGUUACAUGAAUUCAGUUUUGCAGUGUUUAUGUAAUACACCAUAUUUAAAUGACUACUUUUGUAAAAACUAUUAUCUAGAAGAUAUAAACAGAAACAAUAUUUUGGGACAUAAAGGUGAAGUGGCUGAAGAAUUUGCUGUUAUAAUGAAAAGCUUGUGGGCUGGUCAGUACCGUUAUAUCAGUCCACGAGAUUUUAAAAUCACUAUUGGAAAAAUUAAUGAACAGUUUGCAGGAUACUGCCAGCAGGAUUCUCAGGAGCUGCUUUUGUUCCUUAUGGAUGGACUGCAUGAAGACUUGAAUAAAGCUGACCGAAAGAGAUACAAGGAUGAUGAUGAUAAUUUAGAUGAUUUAAAGGCAGCCGAUGCAGCCUGGAGAAAACACAAACAUUUGAACGAAUCCAUCAUUGUUGCCCUCUUCCAAGGCCAAUUUAAAUCUACGGUACAGUGUUUGACCUGUCACACUAAAUCACGAACAUUUGAAGCUUUCAUGUAUUUGUCUCUACCACUUGCAUCUACAAGCAAAUGCACAUUGCAGGAUUGUCUUAGAUUAUUUUCCAAAGAAGAGAAGCUCACAGAUAACAAUAAGGUUCACUGCAGUCAUUGCAAAACCCGAAGAGAUUCUUUAAAAAAGAUUGAAAUCUGGAAACUCCCAGUUAUCCUUCUGGUGCAUCUGAAACGAUUUUCAUAUGAAGGACGUUGGCGGCAAAAACUGCAAACCUUUGUUGACUUUCCACUGGAGAAUCUUGAUAUCUCACAGUUUGUCAUUGGUCCAAAGAGUAAUUUCAAGAAAUAUAAUCUUUAUGCUGUGUCAAACCAUUAUGGAGGUUUAGAUGGAGGACAUUAUACUGCCUUCUGUAAGAAUGCCGCAAAACAGCGUUGGUAUAAAUUUGAUGACCAUGAAGUUUUUGAAAUGUCUGUGUCAUCUGUAAAAUCUACAGCUGCCUAUACCCUUUUCUAUUCUUCUUUGGAAUUACGGGCAGCUGAUACUGCAACAUAAAUAUAAUAGUAUUUCUUCAUCACUUAGCAUGUCACUGGUAACAUAUACAACACAUGCCUUUGGUAUGUGGGAAUGCUGCAAUUAAGACUGAGAAUAGAAUGCCUGCAAACUCGCCUGUGCAAAAUCACAUUUGGUGCAGUGUUACCAUUUUAUUAGAAUAUUAGCCUUAUACCGUUGUAUGACUUGCUACUAAUUAUCAAAUUAUAUAAACAUAAUCUAGAAUAACAUACUAAUUGUUGAAGAACAAUCAUAUUUUUUGGCUUUAUUUAAAUAAGGCCUGUAAUAAUUAGAAGUUAUUGCAAAACAGUUUGACUUGUGUAUACUGCACAUAUGUAUAUGAUAAACUGCGUUUGUUUUCUAACUUAUGUCCUUCUUAUAACAGAAAUUUAAGUUUUCUUAUACUUUGAAUAUCUUAUGACUUUGCUGUAGCAAAACUAUAACUUUAUAUAUUUAACUGCAAACUUGCACAUAAGUGUGUAUAUUUAGAAGCAGAAACACAGUAGCUAACAGAGUUGUCUAGGUGGAGGGCUGUUGAUGUCAACAUAAAUCUAAUGGAUAGUAAGUUAUACAUAAUGUAGUCACAAUAUUUUUGUAAACUAUUUGGGGAUUAUCAAGUGAUCUACACUUAAAAGCAGUGAUGCUGUUCAUUAUUCUCUGGAGAAAACUGCAGUGUUCAGAUAGAUUCUGCAGACCAUAAGUCUUUUUUUUCCAUUGUUGUCUUUGUCACUUUGUCUGAUCCUCCGUUCAUGUUCGACAGUUCAUGUGAAUAAACAGCAUGAAAAAAAUUAGAACCACGCACCAUCAUGGUGCUUGUUAAUGGGGUACUUUUAUAGCCUAAUUAAUAUGGCAUUAUAAAUUGUUUGAAGGUGUAAAUCAACAUUAAAAGAAAAAAGGGAUUAAGAAAUGGCAAGUUAAGUCAUUGGUGGAAAUGUAUACUUAAUAGGUUUGAUAUUGCCUUUAAACACUCUAUGUAUACAUUGCCACUUUCUGUAGCCGUUUCAUAUGGAAUUGCACAAGUUAGUUUUUAUUCACCCACUUUGUGGCUGUUUCAUUCAUAUGGUUUUAAUAUUUCUAACGGUGUAUACGAUUUGACUGAAAUAAGCACAAAUGUAUUCCCUCUGGAAACUGUUGAAGGUAUUUGAUUUCAUGGAACUAAAGCCUAAAUCUAACCUGUAUAUUUCUAUUAUUCGAAAAACUUUAGUGCUGUAAAUUUUAACUGGCCCAUAAAUAUUUAGCCAAAGCUUUGUGCUGUAAAAGUGUAACUGCAGUAAAGCUUUCUUGGAAGAAGCAAUGCAAAAAUGGUUCAUAAAGUGUGAACUGUCUUUGAGGUUUGUCCUCUUGUAUCCAUCUAGAAAUGCAUGAUUGCUGUUUAGGUCACUACCUGUUUAACUGUUAAUGUUGCUGCAUGUGUGUUUUCUUUGUGUAAACAUGAAAGUAACGUUCAUAUCAAAUGGGUCAGUUUCUUUUUUAUGUGGCAGUGUGUCUUGUAGUCGUGUAUUAUUUCAAGGGUUGCUAAAGUAAUUGGCAUGUCCUAAAGGAUAAAUUAAGACUAUCUACUUGGAGGGGAGGUAGGAAAGCCUUCAUUCAUUUUUUUUUUUAAGUUUAAAAUCUUUAAUAUUUAAAGGACCAUUGAGUUCUGCUUCUGAAGUAGGGCGUACUUCUAGGGUAUCAUAGAUGCAAUUUGUUUUAUAGGCUUUUCAAAUAAUUAGUCUAAAAGGGUUCAGUUAAGAUGAGAAGCCUUCAUUAUAGUUUAAUAUCUUUAUCUUCUUGUAAGAAGACAUCUGAGCCGUACUUCUGUAGCAAGCAUUUCUUGAUGUAUGAGCAGCAGCUUAUGAAAGAAGCUGCAAGCUAGAGACUUGUAGAUUUAAUUUUCUUCCAUGUAGAUAAUUAUUUAGAUAACUCCUCCCAAGAUUAGAGGAAUGUUAAGCUUGGUUAGUAACCUCACCACCACUACAACUGUCAUGUAUCAUUUUUCCCCCAGUGUUCCCAAGUCUAUGCAUUGAGCUGUAUCGUUACUACUGCACAUUAUUUGUAGUAUAUUGUAUAACAAGUAUUUUUAACAGGAAACGUGAGGAGUCGUCCUUGGGAUAUGGCUCUUUCUGUGCCUUAGAUAAAAAUGCGCAAUAGUUGCGAUAUUUCAUUUUCUACAACAGAGUAACAGUUUUGUAAGCAAUAAAUUUGUUACUUGGGGUGAAUAUUAUGUAUAGGCUACAGGUCAUAACCAGGUUGUUAGAAAACUCUUAGCUCAAAAAAUAAGCUUGAGGGAGAACCAUAUUUGAAACUAUUUGAAAAUGAUAGCUGAUGGAAACAAUCCAUUUGUAAUGUUGUGUGCUAUUUUUGUGUAUUAAAAGUGUGAGUGUACUUGCCUGACACAUGUUUAGCGCAGUAAGGGUACUUGCAUUCUGCUGGUGAAUUUUAAUUUUGUGAAAUCUGCACUAAUUGGACCACAUGGACAUAACGUAUCCUCCAGUGGGAAUAUAAGAAAUGCUUCUGUUUCAUUAACUGCUUAUUUAUUUAUUUAAUAAAGAUUAUUUAUUUGUUUA
Molecule: messenger RNA, 6196 nt
Organism: Protopterus annectens (West African lungfish)
Lineage: Eukaryota; Metazoa; Chordata; Ceratodontiformes; Protopteridae
Gene: USP8
Product: ubiquitin specific peptidase 8
Exons: 1
Coding region: 306-3653 (1115 amino acids)
Biological process (GO): protein K48-linked deubiquitination; endosome organization; protein K63-linked deubiquitination
Cellular component (GO): postsynaptic density; extrinsic component of plasma membrane; extrinsic component of endosome membrane
Molecular function (GO): cysteine-type deubiquitinase activity
Source: RefSeq, a predicted model, not a curated record